CAAAGGCCAGCCAAGGGAGAUCGUAUGUCAGCCAUCUCGCGUCGCCACGAAAACACGACAGUCGUUCGUCAUGCCUUGGAUAUAACAGCAAAUCCUCCACGGCACCUGCUUUAUAUAACGCAAGAAGGCAGCUGCAAGGACACGAGGAUGUGAAAGAGCCAGUGCAGCGCGACUUCACGUAGUGCAGAGGAGCCAAUGUCAAAAAAUCAAAAUACAUUGGCAUGCAAUUUGGACAAGAAAACUAGGACAACCCAGGACGUGCAUUUCUCAGCACCCAGUCAACUGCCAGAAGCGACUCGAACACAGGCCACCAGUGGCACUCGGCUGUACCACUGCAGUGCUGCAGAAAUUGCCAGCACCAGCGGCUUUGCAACAGCUGUUUCACAGCAUGUCGGAGACAAUGCCUACGAAAUUAUUGGCCCUGAUGACGAGAGCCCUCAAGGGGCAAACGACAUCUCUGUUGCAGAAGUGAGCCCGAUACCACCUGAAGUUACCAUGACAGGUGGCACGGCAGCAAUAGAUACAGAGACUGCCAUGUCUACUGCAGCUGCAACAGUGUACGAGGCAAGCAGCAGUGUGUCAGCAUCAGCAGCAGUGUCAGAAGGAACCGCACCAGGCCUGGUAGAGCAACAUGUGUGCUAUCACUGUGACUUUUAUUGUAGUGCAUACAACUCAUUUGCUCAACAUACAAAAGCUUUUCACCACGACUGUGAGCCAGUGUUCUUGUGCAGCAAGUGCAAGACUAAGUUAAGUGUUAUAACACAGUACAAGCAUCACUUUAAGAUAUGAAAACAUAUUACAGUUGUUGCCUCCCCAGCCAGCCCACAUAGCGACAACAAUGUGGAACACAUGGUGGGACACACAUCUUCUCCAUUAGAAGAUAGUAGAGACUGUCAGUGUUGUUGUUAGAUUAACUGGUCUUUGUAGGCAACUAGAAGGACAACACAGGUGUCAUAAGAUUGUUGUUUAUGUUGUUGUUGAAGAGGUAAAAAAGAAGCUUGAUGCAGCUGAAGUGCCAACUAAUAUUGAGCAAAUCAAAAACAACCACCUGAGAAAGCAACACUAUCGAAAUUUGGGUAUCUAUGUGCCGCCAAAUCUGGUAAGGAUGGCAUAGGACAGAAGUGUGUUGAAAAUCACACAGACACUGCUGUUUCAUCACUGGUCACAGUGAGCAGUGACUUGUAGGGCAAGAGAGUCAACUGAAACGAACAUUAUGGCAUAGUGUCAUGCUCCCAUGUGACCACUUUCCAUGUUAUUUUGCAUGAUACAGCUCAACCUCCAGAAACGAGACUGCAACCUGUCUGUAAAAAGCUUUCACAAAAAAUUAUUCAUAACACUAUUAACACAGCAGUAUCUUCUUUUUUUGUGGGUUCGAGGUUCCCGGGUGUCCAUUAAUGCAAAAAUUGCGGAAAAAAAGAACAUGUGCCAUACUUGCACCUUUUUAACACGUACGAGGGGGACAGAACUUUUCUAGUCAUGCAUCUUCAUCAUAUUAUCAAGUUUUUAAAUGCCUUUUAUAAUUAUUAUUACCAGUUAUAUCUGAGUGCAUUGUAUGCAUUUAGCAGGUGUAAAAUCAGGU
This is a messenger RNA of Dermacentor andersoni, 1579 nucleotides long. RefSeq lists its product as uncharacterized. The record is from RefSeq and is a predicted model, not a curated record. Lineage: Eukaryota; Metazoa; Arthropoda; Arachnida; Ixodida; Ixodidae.